UAUAUUUUAAGAUACUGCUUCACACCGUUAUUUUUAGAACUGUAUAUACGAUCACAAUCAUCUGCAACAACAUCAAUCACUCUGUCUUUGAAAGGAUGCUGCUUCUCCUUUAGGUCGGUCCCGCGUCCGCGCGGGCGCGCGCUAGAGCUCGGCUCUUGUAAUUGGCUCAGCGCUGUGCUGUUGUCCAUGCGCCACUGGGCGAGUCUCGGCUGUCUCAGUAACCCUCUUUUAUCCUGAAAAAAGGAGAGCGAAAGAGGGCAGACUCAGAGUUGGGCUCUGGCGUAGGGACCGCCAUUAUUGGGAGGCUUGGACAACCACUUUCACUCUCACGCACAAUAUAUAUAUCUCGUAACAUUUAAAGACAUGCGUGGCCCAGAGUGCUCGUGAUUUGGCUACGAAAAACUGGAUGUUGUGUCUCAGUGUAAAGGCAUCGCUGCAUGCCGUCUGCACACGGUGAAAUCAGCAUUUUAUGGCCACAACAAAGGGCAUUAUAACAGAUCAAAACCAACGUGCUUAGGCCGGAGGAAGAAAUUAAAACGAGCCUUUUUUCUGCACGGAAACGACUGGCCUCCAAGAAAGGACAUUUCUUUGUUUGGAUAUGUUUAGCCGUCGGUGGAUUUUCACAGCCGUUUCUAUGCGAACGCGAGAUCAGUAAGUUGCGCCUGACAAAAAUAUCCCUUGGAAACUGCAAGUCUGUCAAGCCACAAUCAAACAGCCCCCACGGAAUUUAAUGUCCUCGGCUUUUUACGUAGUCUUUUGUUUUCCUUUCUUUCUGGUUUCCAACAACACUGACCGAGCCGGUUGUAAGCCCUCUUGGGCUGGCCUGGACGAGGGAAGAGGGAUUGAGAAGGGAAAGGGAGGACGGAGAAAGGCACUGGCUAGCUCCAAUUCCUGCUUCUGUCGUCUUCACUUCUUCAUGUCUCAUCUCUGAUUAGUACCCUCUAAUAUGGGCAGAACAUACAAGCAGUUUUCUUGACCUGAAAGGAUGAUUGAAACAUCAGAACUAAAUCCUAAAUUGUAAAUCAAAUACAGGGCCUUACUUCAACAUUUUAUGGACACGUUUUAAAGAGUCUGCCUCUGUCAUCCUUUGGGGCAUGGCAAGAUGAAUGCCUGUGUACGAUGAUGAUGGCUAAAAAGCAAGAAUCCCGAAUGCCUAUCUACAACCUCGUUGUUGUUGGCCUGUCGGGAACUGAGAAGGAGAAGGGGCAAUGUGGAGUUGGCAAAUCAUGCCUUUGUAACCGCUUUGUCCGUCCUAGUGCGGAUGACUUCCAUCUUGAUCACACUUCUGUGCUAAGUACAAGUGACUUCGGUGGCCGGGUUGUCAACAAUGACCACUUCCUGUUCUGGGGAGAGGUGGGGAGAGUUUUGGAAGAUGGCGCAGACUGCAGAAUGCAUGUGGUUGAGCAGACCGAAUUCAUUGAUGACCAGACGUUCCAGCCCCAUCGCAGCACAGCCUUACAGCCCUACAUCAAAAGAGCUGCCUCCACCAAACUGGCUUCUGCUGAAAAACUCAUGUACUUCUGCACUGAUCAGCUGGGACUGGAGCAAGACUUCGAACAGAAGCAAAUGCCCGAAGGCAAGUUGCAGGUGGAUGGAUUUCUGCUUUGUGUUGAUGUAAGUCGUGGUAUGAACCGCAACUUUGAUGAUCAAAUGAAAUUUGUCACCAACUUGUACAAUCACUUAAGCAAGACAAAAAAGCCUAUUGUGCUGGUUCUAACUAAGUGUGAUGAGGGUGUGGAGCGAUACAUCAAGGACUCCCAUACCUUUGCCAUUACAAAAAAGAACUUGCAGGUUGUUGAAACAUCGGCACGAUCCAACGUCAAUGUUGAUUUGGCUUUCCUUACCUUGAUACAGCUCAUUGAUAAGGGAAGAGGUAAGCCCAAGAUCAUACCUUACUUUGAGGCACUGAAACACCAGAGUCAACUAAUUGCUUCUGCAAAGGACCGCUAUGAGUGGUUAGUGAACCACAUUGUGAAGAAUCACAAUGAAACGUGGCCCAAUGUUAGCCGACGAAUGCAGACUUCACCUGAAUACAAGGAAUAUGUAUUUUUAGAAGGUACUGGUAAGGCUAAGAAGCUAUUUCAACAACACAUUCACAGGCUAAAACAGGAACACAUUGAAAGGCGUCGCAAAGCAUACUUGAGCGCUCUUCCACUCGCCUUGAGUAGCUUAGUGUCUGAGUUGGAUGAAAUUGAGCAUUUGAGCUGGUCUGGGGUCCAGAAGGUCCUUGAGUCUAAAAAAGACUUUGAUCACUGGUUUGUGGUACUGGACGAUGCACCAUGGGAGGACACGCCACAUCUUGACAACAUGGAGGAUGAGCGCAUCCCCUUUGAUGUGCUAGACACCACGGCUGCUGAAAUAAUCUUUGAUGCACACCUUGAACACUUGCGCAACGAAUGCAAGCGUGCCCAGAUGCGUCAUGAGUUCAAAGCAAAAUUAGCAUCAUCACCUUUCGUUACCCCUGGCAAACCCUGGGAGGAGGCCCGAAGCUUCAUCAUGAACGAAGACUUCUACCAGUGGCUUGAGGAGCCAGAAUAUUUGGACAUUUAUAACCGGCACCAGAAAGCAAUCAUAGACAGGGCAAAAGAGGAUUUUCAGGAGCUUUUGCUGGAGUACUCUGAGCUCUUCUAUGAACUUGAGGUAGAUGCCAAACCUAGUAAAGAGAAGAUGGGAGCAAUUCAAGAAGUGUUAGGUGAAGAACAACGCUUCAAGGCCCUUCAGAAAUUGCAAGCUGAAAGGGAUGCUUUAGUGCUGAAACACAUCCAUUUUGUGUAUCACCCUACGAAGGAAACAUGUCCGAACUGCCCACACUGUGUUGACAACAAAAUUGAGCAAAUACUAGCUUCAUGCUUCCCUGCACAAUACCCUUCCUUUGGAAAGUCCCAUAUGUUUGAUGGAAAGGUAGAUAGGAUCAAUCUUGUUAUACUGGGCAAAGAUGGUCUUGCCAGAGAAUUAGCCAAUGAGAUUCGGGCAUUGUCUACAAAUGACGAUCAUUAUAUGCUUGAAGGUAGAAUGUAUGAGCUUGUCCUUCGGCCCAUUGAGGGUAAUGUUAGACUUCCUGUCAAUUCAUUUCAUACAUCCACAUUUACUCCCCAUGGAUGCCUGUGUUUGUACAAUUCAAAAGAGUCCUUGUCAUACAUUGUCGAAAGUAUUGAGAAGUUGCGAGAUUCCACACUUGGCAGAAGGGACAACCAUAUGGCUCAGCUUCCCCUGUCACUCUUACUAGUAACCAAAAGAGGUGUUGGGGGACUGGGUGACAUUGGUGGUGAGACUGCUCAAGCAUUAAUCUCACAGGGUCAGCAGGUAGCCAUAAAACUGCAGUGCAACUACCUGGAACCUGCCUCCCCAGGCACUGGCUAUGGGCGAAAUGUAAAUGAAAAGCAGAUCAAUCAGGUCUUGAAGGUUCUACUUGAAACAAGGAGGACUUCUACAUUCCGUAGCUGUUCUCCACCUGCACCUCCGUUGCCUCCAUGUAUUCGAGAAUUACAGCAGGAUCAGAGUCCAGAGGCUGAAUUGCGUAUUGUCAUGUGCCUAAUGUGUGGAGACUCCUAUGACAUUGAUCAACUCCUUGCACCAUUCCUGCUUCCUCAGCAUUGCAAGCCAACCUCUCCUCAGACAAGUGGCACUUCAGUGCUGCUAGAACAAACAAUCGGUGGUCACAAGCAUACAAUUGAACUGACUCUAAUGUCCUACCACGCUUCUUUUGCCACUCGUAAGAGUCGGUUGGUGCAUGGCUACAUUGCUGUAUACUCUGCUAGCCGCAAGGCUUCUUUUGAAACCCUGUGUGCCUUUUUGUGUGAGGUUCAGGACAUUGUCCCAGUUCAGCUGCUUGCAGUGGGGGAAACCCGGACUGAGCUUCUGGACUCUGAGUCUGCUCACGAGUUGCUAGUCCAAGGUGAAGAACUAGCGCGUGAACUUGAGGGACGGUUUUGCAGUAUUGUCUGUGGCGCUGGAGGAGUUGUUGGAGGACUACACAAACUAGACCUUUUGGAACAAUUUUUCACAGAGGUGUUAGAAAAGAGAACCAUUGUUGAGGCCAGUCAUAUGUAUGAAAACGUUGCAGAAGCCAGUAGCACAAAUGAGAAUGUGUAUUCGCCACACUGUGGCUCCCCAAGUCCUGUAACAAUGCUGUUAGAUUCUGAGGAAGACAUGGAAGCUUCCCCGCCUUACCAUGAUGGUACACUCACCUCUCACGGUGGAUUCAAAUUGCCUGACCUGGACUCCGGUGACACAUUCUCUGUGAUCUCUGACCUUAGCACCUUUGAGAACAAGCUAAAUAAUAAAGUUCCUCCACAAGUAAGACCCAAACCUAGUGUCACAUUUGACCUUAGAAAACCAAAUUUUAAUCCGUAUGUGGAUGCAGUCAGCCAUCGCCGUUCCCUUACAUCCAAUGUGACGUGGCCUCUAGGAGGAGAUUAUGAUCCUUCGGACUACGCUGAGCCAAUGGAUGCUGUCUCUAAACCCCGCCCCAGCUAUGAGGACAGCAUAUAUUCUGUGCCACAUGACAGCACACAGGGCAAAAUUAUUACCAUCCGCAAUUCCAAUCGAAUCCACUCCAAUGGAGGAGGCAAUGGUUCAGACAGUGAAGGGGAUGGCAGUUCAUUGGAGAGACGUCGCAAGUUCUCAGCUGCACGGGUGAAGCCGCGUCUCUACCGUGAUCGUUCCAAACGUCUGGGGAAGUUCAGCAGUUUCCGCACUAGUUUUUCCAUUGGUAGCGAUGAUGAGAUUGGCACUCUCUCAAGGUCAAAAGAUGAUGAUGUUUCAGGACUAAAGGCAGACAUACUCAAUGAAGAAGGAGAAGAUCCCAAAAAGAGGAACAUACUGAAAAGUCUUCGCCGACCAGGCAAAAAAACAAGACCAAAGCCUCGUCAUUCUAUCUCUAAACCUUUGGAGAGUAACUACUUUGGGGUGCCCUUGGUCAAUGUGGUUUCCCUUGAACGACCUAUUCCAGUUUUCAUUGACAAGUGUAUUCGUUAUAUUGAGGCCACAGGUCUGACAACAGAGGGUAUCUACAGAGUAAGUGGGAAUAAGGCAGAGAUAGAGAGCAUGCAGAGGCAGUUCGAACAGGACCACAAUCUGGACCUUGUGGAGAAGGACUUUACUGUGAAUACAGUUGCCGGAGCAAUGAAAAGUUUAUUCUCUGAGCUGCCUGAGCCUCUGGUUCCUUAUAGUUCACAGGAGGAGCUAGUGGAAGCUUUCAAAAUUAAUGAUCGAGAACAGAGGCUUCACACAAUGAAGGAUGUGUUAAGACGAUUUCCCAGGGAGAAUUUUGAUGUCUUCAAAUAUGUAAUAAGCCAUCUAAACAAGGUUAGUCAGUGGAACAGAGUCAACUUAAUGACCAGCGAGAAUCUCUCCAUCUGUUUCUGGCCAACACUGAUGCGGCCAGAUUUCACCUCUAUGGAUGCCCUGACAGCCACACGCACCUACCAGACAAUCAUCGAGACAUUCAUCCAUCAAUGUGCUUUCUUCUUUUACAACCAGCCUCCUGCUGAGUCACCCACUGGCCCCUUCGGGCUCCCUGGACCACUGGUGCCCUCCGGAUUGCCCCCAUCCCCCACGGCCGCCCCCUCUUUUUGCCCUCCAACCCCACAUUUUACCCCCCUUCUGCAAUCCCCACCACAUUCUCCCCCCCAGAGCCCACACACGGCCCCUGGAGAACCACAAACACUGUGAGAUGGGGAAAAUCACGUGGCCCGUUAUUUAGUGAACUACACGCACACAAACACUUGCUUGCACACACACACACUUGCAGUGCAUGCAUACACAUCUACAUACAUGCUCUGCACACACAUCUAAAAGCCUCUAAAACAUGUAGCUUGUUUAGGUCAGUGUUGUAUGUAAAAAAAAAUUGUUCUGAGCUCUUGGUCCUGCUUCUGGAAAUCCACCUUUCUGCAGAAUUUAGUUCCAACCUGUUCUAACAAACGUCUGUGAUUUUUAAUAUACCACAAACCUUGAAUAUCUGGUUCAAGUGUGUUUGAUUAGGUUUAUAUCUAAACUCUUUGUCGUACAGAGCACCCUUAUCUACAGUUAUUAACACAUCACACACAAAAUGAAGGUCUGUGCGCUUAUGAACUCUCAAAAAAUUCUUUUUAAAAGGUGCAACCAACAAGGACUCCGAUCACCAUGUCAGCACUGCCCUUCAUGUAGUUUAUUACAGAAGGGGGAAGGUGUUAUUUUCUAGAGAGUGAAUAUAGAUGUUCUAAUCAAGAAGGAUACAAACGGUUUUGAAGGAUUUUCCUGUUUUCUUCUUUCAGUAGAAAGUGUUUACAUUUCAUUUUACAACAGUACCUGCUCUUUUCUCUCCUGCUCUCUCUCUCUCUCUUUAUGGAUGUAGUGGCAUAAAGGACACUAUAGUCAUGAAAACCAUGAAGCACUUACUCGUUUUUCAGCCUUUCACCUUUUUGGGAGAAUAAUAGAGUUCACUUCACCUUUCUCUUUCUCUCUCUCUUUUUAUCUUUACUUCAAGAAGAUUAAUGAAAUCACUUUAGCAGCAACCAUAUUCACCACUUUGCCUGGCUGUUGUGUUCCACUCUACCGUUAUUGGUUUCUACCCCAUGCCUGUUUUGUUAUAUGAACUUUAAAAAUACCAUGGAUUUCGGAGGAUGUUUUUAUUCCUUGCUUUAAAGACUUGAAGUUCUGACACCUGAUAGGCUAGAAGGUGAUGUUGAUGAGGAUUUGUUUUGCUGAGUGUCUCCUGUGGAUCUUUGCUCAUAAAUUCACCUAAUGGGAGCAUACGUGCCCUUUCUUUGAAGGCUGGGGUUUAAAUGGCAGCGAUAUCACGUGGUUUUAGGGAAUGCACUUCCAGUUAGCGCUGGUGUGGGGCUCAAGAUCACUGAGACUGCAUAUUUACUCUGACCCUUAAACAUUAGACUCUGAAUCAGCAAUUCAAAACCCUCACAUUUUGGACUCGAGAUAAAAAAAAUGUAAAAAAAAUGUUGAAGGCCUUUUACUGAUGCCCAGUUUGACUGUUUUACAAACUCCAUUGUUUUUACUUAAUAAUCUAAAGCACUUUUUUUGUCUUUUUAUAUAGACCUGUAUUGUGAACUGCGACACUGAAUAAUAAUUGGUUCCCAUUUUUGCCAUUGUGUUUAAAAGAUCAAUGGACCUUUUCAAGGUGAAUGUAGAGUGGUCACAGAUUAAGCCUAAUACUGGACUGAAGUUUACUCUUGAUGAUUCUGCAUUCAUAUUAGUAUGUCUUUUGUUCUCUAUUAGUAUGUUUUUUGGACCUCUUUUACAGUCUGAAGUUUGAAUAACAUGGACCUUAAUUCACCUUUUUUUCCGUUGUCAUCUCCAUGUGACUGGAUUGGUAUGACACGAUUUGCCUCUUCUGCUUCUACCAUCUCCACGCUCCGUCUAAACUCUUCUGGACAAAUCCAUGAUGUAUAAUGAUAAAAUGAUUCAUCGAA
Onychostoma macrolepis is the source of this 7406-nucleotide messenger RNA. It is a transcript of the gene arhgap35b, whose product is annotated as Rho GTPase activating protein 35b. Gene Ontology annotation, biological process: signal transduction. NCBI's taxonomy places the organism in Eukaryota, Metazoa, Chordata, Actinopteri, Cypriniformes, Cyprinidae. Gene Ontology annotation, molecular function: GTP binding; GTPase activity. The record is from RefSeq and is a predicted model, not a curated record. The coding region runs from base 1120 to 5673 and encodes 1517 amino acids. The transcript is spliced from 7 exons.